AUGGUGUCAACCGAGGAACAGCAGCGGUUGGAUCGGUUAAUCCGAUUGAAAACGCUCACAGAAAGUGAUAUCGUUCCCGCGUUUUUAAUGUCUGCAACGGAUUUAGAUGGUUUGUGGGCUCAAUUUAAGUCUGAAGACGAAUCGGUUCUAGAAUAUUUAGUCUCUCUCGACAAGACUGAUGACUACUCACCGGAACUACCGACAGAAGUGCGGGGGUUAAUUAAUGUGUCCAAAGCGGUUGCAGUAAAAUUAACACCAAAGGGGGCGGACGUAAUUGACAUGUCGUAUAUCAAUAAAAAAACCGCAUCCCAAGGCGACGGCGAGCAUUCCGUGUCUUCGUUAAUAGAUAAAGACACACCAAAGCCACUAUCGCGGCUCCCGGAUAUUCCGCUACCUCAAUUUGACGGUGAUUUUCGCUACUGGCCGUCAUUUCGCGACUUAUUCGUGGCAUUAGUCGAUCAACGUGCCAAUCUAUGUGCCACGGAUAAAUUACACUAUUUAAUUGGGUGUUUAAAGGGUCCCGCAGCUGAUGCAGUACGCGGAAUAACGGUGUGUGCGGAAAAUUACGCGUUAGUUUGGUCGACAUUAUCUAACCGAUUCAAUCGUCCGCGCUUGGUCGCUACGUCGUUAGUAGACAAACUAUUACGUGCGUCGCCUGUCACGCAAGAAUCUCUCACGGAGCUAAAUAAUUUUAUGUGCCUAUUUAGUGAGGGUAUUUCCUUGCUCGACGCAUUAAAAAUUCCGAAUAUGGGUUCAUUUAUAUUGUUUUCGGUCGCGUUUCGGUGUCUUCCGAUGUCGACCCGAAAACUAUUCGAGACAAAUACCAAAUCCGAUUAUCCUUCGAUUGAAAAGUUGAUGGAAUUCUUACAACAGCGAGUUGCAGUCUUGGAAAUUGUAGGCGAACCGCGCACAAAACCCACGUCAGCAACGCAAUUAAAACUUUCGCACCAUUCCGGCCAGUUUCAGCGUGGGGGAGACCGGGCGGGAAAGUCGACUUUCUCUCACCCCACCAUUCUAGUUACGUCCAAAUCAAAUACGUCGUGUAGUCAGAGUUGCCCAUGCUGCAAUGACACACAUAAUUUGAGUUCAUGCGUUAGAUUUAAAGGAUGGAGCGGAGAUGAACGUUUGCGGUGGACACGCGAAAAGGGAUUGUGUUUUAAUUGUUUCAGUAACGAGCAUUGGGCUCCAAAAUGUAAUUCUAAGGCGCGGUGUCAGGAUUGUUCGCGACGGCAUCAUCAUCUCCUACAUCCCCCCGCAAAUAUCUCCCACGAGAACAGUGGCCCGUCGUCAUCUGAAACAGUAUUGUGUGCUUCUGCAUCGCCGCAACGCCAAACGAUGCGCACACUCAUUGAUUGCGCAUCCGAAAUUAGUGUGAUAACCAGCGCUAGUGUCGAGCGAUUAGGCCUACGGCGCGAACGGUGGAUCACGCCGGUCACAGGUUUAUCGGGUGUACCGGUUACAAAUGCCCAAGGCCGCGUCGAAUGUGUUGUGCAGCCGCGUUAUGCGCAAGAGUCCGAGGUAGUUGUGAAUGCAUGGGAGUUACCAUCCAUUACGGCGUUAGCAGACCCGCUAUUCCAUAUUAAAGCACCGGUCGAUUUAUUUGUGGGAGGGGAUGUAUAUGCGACGAUAAUGGAUGGGCGAAAAAUCGUAGUCGAUGAAGGGCUCCCAGCUGCUUUCAGCUCUAUUUUCGGGUGGAUCCUGAUGGGCUCAGUGUCUGACUGUGAGCCGGGGCCAUAUCGCUCAUUACCUGUUUCUCUUAAUGUCUCAUUAGAGGGGUUGAUGUAUCGAUUUUGGAGCAAUGAGGAACCGGAGGCCGCCCCAGAAACAUUUACUGACGACGGGCGUUGUGAGACAAUUUUUCGCGACAAAUGUGUGCGACUAGCAUCAGGUCGAUUUUCCGUGCCGUUACCAUUCCGCACACCCGUGACCGAUAGCACUUUUAUCCGAUCGCGCGAUAUGGCCGUCAAACGAUUCGAAUCACUCGAACGAAAGUUAGCGGCCGAUCCUAAUGCGACUUGGCAGGUUUCACCAAGGUACCUCACAAGCCUGGUUCCAGCUCGUGUGUGUCGAGCAGUGGCGUAA
Aphis gossypii (cotton aphid) is the source of this 2082-nucleotide messenger RNA. RefSeq lists its product as uncharacterized. NCBI's taxonomy places the organism in Eukaryota, Metazoa, Arthropoda, Insecta, Hemiptera, Aphididae. The record is from RefSeq and is a predicted model, not a curated record. Bases 1 to 2082 code for a protein of 693 amino acids. The transcript has 3 exons.